This is a messenger RNA of Camellia sinensis, 654 nucleotides long. The record is from RefSeq and is a predicted model, not a curated record. Lineage: Eukaryota; Viridiplantae; Streptophyta; Magnoliopsida; Ericales; Theaceae.
AUGACAGCCAAGCACGUUGAGAUUGAUAGGCACUUCAUCAAGGAAAAACUCACUAGUGGCAUCAUAUGCACUCCAUUUGUGAAGAUUGGUGAUCAACUGGCGGAUGUUCUUACCAAAGGAAUAGGGAAUAAACCAUUUCAUGACAUUCUCACCAAGCUGGAGACCGCUGGACCAGAGAUCUGGAAAGGCUCAGGUGGGAAAGUUGAUGCCUUUGUUUCUGGGAUAGGCACAGGUGGUACAAUUACAGGUGUUGGGAGGUACCUUAAAGAGCACAACCCUGAGAUUAAGCUAUAUGGUGUAGAACCAGUUGAAAGUGCAGUUUUAAAUAGAGGAAAACCUGGCCCUCAUAAAAUUCAAGGAAUUGGUGCUGGUUUCAUCCCUGGCAUAAUGGAUGUCGCUUUAGUUGAUGAAGUUGUUCAAAUAUCAAGUGAGGAAGCUAUUGAAACUGCCAAACUUCUUGCAUUGAAAGAAGGUUUGCUGGUAGGAAUAUCAUCUGAUGUUGCUGCGGCUGCCGCAAUUAAGAUAGCUAAGAGGCCAGAAAAUGUUGGAAAACUCAUUGUUGUGGUGUUCCCCAGCUUUGGAGAGCGUUAUUUGUCAUCUGUGCUGUUUGACUCCUUGAAGCGUGAGGCAGAGAAUAUGACUUUUGAACCCUGA